Penicillium arizonense is the source of this 1575-nucleotide messenger RNA. RefSeq names its product sugar porter family MFS transporter. NCBI's taxonomy places the organism in Eukaryota, Fungi, Ascomycota, Eurotiomycetes, Eurotiales, Aspergillaceae. The transcript is spliced from 2 exons. Gene Ontology annotation, biological process: carbohydrate transport; transmembrane transport. Gene Ontology annotation, molecular function: carbohydrate:proton symporter activity. The record is from RefSeq and is a predicted model, not a curated record. Gene Ontology annotation, cellular component: membrane. The coding region runs from base 1 to 1575 and encodes 524 amino acids.
AUGGAAGCUUCCCGCUUACCAAAAGCCCGAUGGCGCACCUACUGGCUAGCCCUAGUCCUCUGCUGCGGCGGAGCCCUAUUCGGCUAUGAUUCCGGGGUAAUAGGCGGUGUCCUAACCUUCCCCUCCUUCCAACAAAGCUUCAACUUCACCACCACCCAAAAGACAAGCAUAAGCGCCAUAGCAGUAGGAAUCCAACAAGCCGGCGCAUUCGCAGGCUGCUUCCUAAUCUGGCCAUUGACAAACGCCCUCGGCCGGCGCGCCGCAAUGAUGAUCUGCUCAGCAGUCUUCUGCAUGGGCGUAAUCCUCGAAGUAAUCGACACACACUCCCUCGCAGCCUUCUACGUCGGCCGGGUAAUCUGCGGACUAGGCGUUGGCGGUUCGGCAACCGUGAUACCGAUCUACAUGUCUGAGAUGAGUCCCAAGGAGAUCCGUGGCCAAUUGGGGAGUUGUUAUCAGCUUACGUAUACCAUUGGAAUUCUUGUUAGUUAUUGGGUUGAUUAUGGGGUUAAGGGGAUGCCGGCCACGGCGAGGCAGUGGCAGUUGCCUAUUGGCCUGCAGCUCGUUCCUGGGUUCCUUAUGGGGGUUGGGGUUUUGAGCCUGGCCGAGAGCGUAAGGUGGCUGUUGGCGAAUGGGAGGGAGGAGGAAGCUUGGAGGAGUCUUGUUUGGAUUCGGGCGGGAGAGGGGGUGGCGGUUGUGGGUGAGUUUGAGGAUAUGCGGAGGGGAUUGGAAGAGGAGAGGCAUGCUACUGCUGGGUUCCGGGUGAGGGAAUUGCUGGAGUGGCCGAAUCUGCAUCGGUUGUUGAUUGGUGGUGGGUUGUUUCUGGCGCAGCAGUCGACUGGGUCGACUGCGUUGGCGUAUUUUGGACCGCAGUUUUUUGCGAUUCUUGUUGGGGAUGGAGAUCGCACUUUGUUGCUUACGGGUAUCUUUGGUGCGAUCAAGGUUGUGGCUUGUGCGGUUUUUGUGGUGUUUUUGUCGGAUCGGUUUGGGAGACGGCCGUUGCUUAUGAAUGGCGCGGCGUUUAUGGCUGUUUGUAUGAUUGCUACUGCGGCGGUUAUCAAGGCUUACCCGCAACCUGGGGAUGGGACAGUGACAUCUUCGGGGAUUGCGACUGUCGCGUUGAUAUAUCUUGAUAUCAUCGCUUACAACUUCAGUUGGGGGCCGCUGCCUUGGCCAUGCACGAGUGAGAUCUUUCCCACGCGGAUUCGGGAGCCCGGUGUUGCGUUCGGUGUUGGAUCGCAGUGGCUGUUCAAUUUCGUGUGGAGCUUCUCGACGCCGUACAUCCAGGCGGGCAUUGGCUGGGGGACAUUCCUGCUGUUUGGUCUGUUGGAUGUUCUCAUUGUCAUAUUUACAUUCUUCUUCCUGAAGGAGACUGCCGGCAAGUCUCUGGAGGAGAUUAACAAUAUGUUUGAUGGGAUUGAUCCCGAUGCUGAGCAUGGGUGGAAGGGGGUUACCGUGGAUGGAUCUGCCCAUGGUGAUGCUGAUGCAUACCAAGAUGCGCAGACUGAUAUUGAUACCAAGUCUGUCCAGUCCAAGCAUCAGUCUGCACAUGUCGAGUCAACCGCUGGACGGUCUUGA